Messenger RNA from Danio rerio (zebrafish), 2395 nucleotides. The record is from RefSeq and is a predicted model, not a curated record. Lineage: Eukaryota; Metazoa; Chordata; Actinopteri; Cypriniformes; Danionidae.
CCGAUUCAUUUAAGAGAUUUAUUUAUUUACUUAUUUAUUUUUAUAUGCAAGUAAUAGUUAACUUCAGCAAAACUUGCAUCUAAUGUUUUGUUUUAUUCACUUCAAGAGUUCCUAUGUUUGUUGUAGGUGGGGCUGUAAAUAGUGUAACACCGGGUGAAUGUUAAAGCUUCCCUCUGUGUGCCCACGCUCAGUCGCGUGGUGCACGCAGAUGGUGAAGCAGAGGAUUGAGAGGGUUUCCAGUGUUAAACUAUACUGACUGUGCCUCACUGUUUUGUUAAGGGAAUAAAUCAGUGUUUCUCCACCUCAUCUGUGUGUGUGACCGUGUUUGAGAGGGAAGUCCAUUUGAAGUCUGCUACAUCUAACUGGUGCCGUGACCCGGAUCCAUUGGUCAGCCGCAGCCGAUCGCCGGGGUCAAGCAGUGUGCUGAGAUGUCCUGGUGCUGUACCGUGUGACAAGGAUCUACGCAGCAGAUAUUCAAGUGAUUCCCAUUGGACAUUUGCACACACAUACGCCGUUAUUCGUCUACAACUCCUACGAACUAUACACAAUUACACACAUUUUACACAUACACAUUUUGGACAUCAGCAUACAUUGGACAUUAACACUUAUUUGGUGACUUGAUUUUUCACUCAAUGCUAUAUUCUGAAUUGAGAUUUUGUACAUUUGGUUGUUUUGGGUUUACAUAUUCUCAAGUUUAAGUUGUAAUAGUAACUCAUAAUUCAGUUUGUGGUAUCAUUAAUAAUGGCUGAAAAGGGACAAAAUACAUCGGAUUUAUUCACACCAUUAGGUGGGAGGGGUAGAGGUUUGUACAGAGUUGAAGGGAAUACAGGAGCCACACCAAAAUUGUUAUUUCCCAGUUCAGUUUCGUUACCAGAGGUGAGCCCGUGUCCUGAUUUAGCGCAGCCAGCAUGUUCAACCCCUUCUGACAGUAACAACAAUGUCACUCAGCAAUUAAUAGAUCUGAUAGGAGAGCUGGGUAGUCAGAUUGGUGAAUCCAUAGCCGGUCGCUUGUUAGCUAGCCAAAAUGUUGCUAACACAACACCCACAACUACAACACAGUUAGGGCAACCUUCACUCGAAACUUCUAAGGUUAGUUUUAUAGUGAGAUCAGACAUUAAAGAACCACCAAUGUUUAAGGGUGAUGAGAGUGACAAGUACACUGUCAAUGAGUGGAUAGAUGUAAUGGAGUUGUAUCUGCAGAAGAGUAGCUGCCCUGAAGCAGAGAAAGCAAGCACUAUCCAAAGUCAUCUCCUUGGAAGAGCCAAAAAUAUCAUUAAAGUAGGGCUUAAAAGCACUGGUUCAGUUAGUGUUGAGAAAAUCUAUGAUAUGCUAAGACACUACUUUAGCGACCACCCUGUGUCCCUCUUGCCACUGGCAGAUUUCUACGCCACUCAGCCUAAAUUUAAGGAGAGCCCUGUAGAUUACUGGGUAAGAUUAAAUUCUGCAGCAGAGCGGGCUAACAGUCAUUUACAGCGCAGUGGCAGUAACAUGGAAAACAUGAAUGCAGAAGUGGCCAUGAUGUUCACACGAAACUGUCCUGACCCUGAGCUAUCUAGUGUGUUCAAAUGCAAACCUAUGAGCAAAUGGUCUAUUGAGGAAAUCCAGGAAGCUAUUGAUGAACAUCAGAGAGAAAACCAAUGUCGUAGAAUCCCCAAUACAGUCAAGCCCCACACCCUCCAUGUAUCUACAGCUAAGGCAGUUCCUGUUUUAGAGGAAGUAAAAGAAAGUGAAUUAACUGCUGCUAAUGCUACAGCGUGCACCCCCAGUAGUCAUUCUGAAGCUAAAGCGUCCCAGUCUAAUUCUGAAGCAUUGGAACGUGUCCUCAACAUGCUGGAGAGAGUGUUGGAACGAACCAGCCAGCCCGCACAUAAUUCUCCAGGGUCCUUUCAGACACAUAGGGCUCGCUUUUCCUCUUGUCGUGUUUGUGGAGAUCCAGCACAUUCCACCCGUUCACAUUGCAUGCGAGAGAGGCGGUGUCUAAACUGUUUGAGGGUCGGACAUCAGCGUAGAGACUGUCCUAAUGUGGUGGAAGCAACCCCGCAGCCAACUGGUACCUCACACUCUCAGGGAAACGAGUAUGCUCGCAUUGGAGAGGGGACAAUGUGAGCAUGGAGAAUGAAACCCUCAUUGACAAGGAUGAACUUCAGAUAUUUGAGGAAAGCUGUAAGGCAACCCCUGAUAAAAAUGUACUUUUUCAAAAUGUGAUGAAGUUGGAAAAAGCUGACAGUCUGUUUUACACCGAUGUCUCUAUUGUAGGAGCAAACGUUACAUUACGUGCACUUCUUGAUAGUGGGUCUAUGGCCUGUACCAUAAACAAGGAAGCUGAGUGCAAGUUAAAGAGUGCAGGGGUUGUUCUUACAUCAAGUGAGAAAAGACCAGAUAUCAUCCUUGUCGG